This is a messenger RNA of Callorhinchus milii (elephant shark), 1942 nucleotides long. RefSeq names its product carbohydrate sulfotransferase 11 (gene chst13). Gene Ontology annotation, biological process: proteoglycan biosynthetic process; carbohydrate biosynthetic process. The coding region runs from base 125 to 1156 and encodes 343 amino acids. NCBI's taxonomy places the organism in Eukaryota, Metazoa, Chordata, Chondrichthyes, Chimaeriformes, Callorhinchidae. The record is from RefSeq and is a predicted model, not a curated record. Gene Ontology annotation, cellular component: membrane. The transcript is spliced from 4 exons. Gene Ontology annotation, molecular function: sulfotransferase activity.
GUGUCUGUGUGUGUGUGAGUGUCUGUGUGUGUACAGGAGGGGGAGAGGAGGAAACUGGAGGAUGGUUUGGGGACUGAUCUUUCCUGUAUUUCUCUCUUGAAAAGAAACGAGAGUUGGUUUGUAGAUGAGAAAGAGUAGGGUUUGUCGGAUGGCGGUGGCGACGUGUUUGGGAUCGUUCGCCCUGAUGAUCUUUUAUUUCCAAGGCUGUUUAAACCCAGCUGAUGACCGGAGGGGUCUGAAAGGUGUCUGGUCGGGGAAGGCAAAGGGAGGGCUUGGCCGCCAUCUCCACAAGACAGACACGUUGGACGACCUGGACGCUCAGGAGAUGCAGAGGCGACGCCGGGCGCUGCUGAACGGCAUAUGCGCGGCACACAACAUGGUGACCCGCAAGCGCCGGAUCCUGACCCCGGACGACCUCAAACACCUGGUGGUGGACGACAAUCACGGGCUGCUCUACUGCUACGUCCCCAAGGUGGCCUGCACCAACUGGAAGAGGGUGAUGAUGGUCCUAACGGGAGAUGGCAAGUACAGGGACCCGUUGAAAAUUCCAGCCAAUGAGGCCCACGUGCCUUCCAACUUGAAGGCCCUGAGCGAGUACAGCACUCCCGAGAUCAACUACCGCCUGAGAAACUACCUCAAGUUCAUCUUCGUGAGGGAGCCUUUCGAGCGCCUGGUCUCGGCCUACAGGAACAAGUUCACCAGGAAGUACAACACGGCCUUCCACAAGCGCUAUGGCACCAAAAUCGUCAAGCGCCACCGCCGGGACCCCAGCCCUGAGGCGGCCGAGAGGGGAGACGACGUGCGCUUCGAGGAAUUCGUCUGGUACCUGGUCGAUCCGAAGACGAGGAGGGAAGAGCCCUUCAAUGAGCACUGGGAGACCGUGUACUCGCUCUGCCACCCCUGCCUCCUAAACUACGACAUCAUUGGCAAGUACGAGACGCUGCUACAGGAUGCCAACUAUGUCUUGGACCUGGUGGGGCCAGACCCCCCUAUAAGGUUCCCCGCCUCCUCCAAAACCACACGGACCACCGACAACAUGACAGCCAAGUUCUUCAAGAACAUCAGCCCCUUUUACCAGAAGAAACUUUAUAAUUUAUACAAACUUGACUUCUUACUCUUUAACUAUUCCGUACCUUUGUACUUGAACAUUCGGUGACCCAGCAAAAAAAAAAAAACCCCAGACAUUCUUCUUUGAGGGUUAGGGGUUUUUUUUUCAAAGAAAAAAAAAGAACAACUUUUAACUGUGAGGGAAUGUUUUUCCAAGACUUUUUUUUAACUUAUUUGAGUAGUUUGUAAAUCUGGACACUUUGAUGCUUCUGAUUUCUCGGCAGUGAAUUCCUUGUUGUUGUGCUUUGCAAUAAUGGACUUUGGGUCUUGUCCAUGGGAUGGGGAUUGGGAUGGUGGAGUGGGGAGAUGGUUAGGGGGGAAUGGGGAUGGUGGUGGGGGGAGAAUUGCAGCAUUUCAUUGUUUGAGGGGGUUUCAGAAGAGAACUACAGUGGAGUUAAUGCAAACGCACAGAGCAGACCGGCAAGUUGGAACGAAUUUGGGGAUUUUAGGCACGGUGUCCUCUUAAAGGUUACCACACAUCUUAAGCAUCAUUCGAGGAAUUAUUUUUGUGUGUGAGGUGAGGGUGGGGGGGUGGAAAUCUCUCUUUUUGUCUGGUCUUAUCAGGUAGAAUAAUGGAACUCAGCUUCUGGGGAGAGGGGGAGAGAAAGUGACCAGAGAGAGAGAGAAAAAAAAAACUUCCAACGUUUCAAAAUCUUCCAACGUUCCAAGACUUGACACCGUCGCACAUAGGGAGGGAUGACAUUCGUUGAUUUGGGGCUGUGCAAUGGUCCCUUUAGGGAGAGGACCAUCAGUUUUAUACACAAAAAAGAAAUAUUGUCAAACUCUGGUCCCAGCCAAAAAUUAAUUCUUAUAAAAUGUCUUUGUUUUGAUUGGC